GUGGAGAAAAGGUCUUCUCACUUUCCUAUUUCUCUGCUUCUCCCACUCACUCCUUCCCAAGCUCAAAAAUGACCAACUUUCCUAAACCCAAAGCGAACCUCUCUUUCCUGAUCUCCCUCGUACUCUUCUUCUUCCCGCAGACAAUCUCGUCUCUCCCUCUCCCUCGCCCUUAUGGGCUCCGAUCUCCCCAACAUGCCCCUCGUUUUCUCCGAAAAUUUUCUCUCUCCAACAAUACGGGUCGUCUCGGAGCACCGCGUUACCGAUACGAGACCCGUUACUUCGACCAGAAUCUUGACCAUUUCAGCUUUUCGGACCUUCCCACGUUCCGUCAACGCUAUCUUAUCAAUACUGAAUAUUGGGGGGGCCCUACCAAGCUGGGUCCCAUAUUCUUGUACUGUGGCAAUGAAGGCGACAUCGAGUGGUUCGCGGCUAAUACCGGCUUCGUAUGGGAGCUCGCUCCUCGUUUCCGCGCGAUGAUCAUUUUUCCUGAGCAUAGGUACUAUGGCGAGUCAAUGCCAUACGGGAGUUGGGAAGAGGCAUACAAGAAUGCGAGUACAUUAGCGCAUUUAACUGCCGAGCAAGCGCUUGCCGAUUUUGCUGUGUUGAUCACUGAGCUGAAGAAGAAUUUCUCUGCCCAGGCUUGUCCUGUAGUGCUGUUUGGUGGAUCAUAUGGGGGAAUGUUGGCGGCGUGGAUGCGGCUGAAGUAUCCCCAUAUUGCCAUUGGGGCACUUGCUUCUUCAGCACCUGUUCUUCAAUUUGAGGAUAUUGUGCCUCCGGAGACAUUUUACAAUAUUGUUUCUAAUGAUUUUAGACGAGAGAGUAUUAGCUGCUUUAAUACUAUAAAAGAGUCUUGGGAUGUAAUAGAAUCAGAGGGACAGAAAACUAAUGGACUUUCCUAUCUGACUGAGACUUUUCGCUUUUGUAGGAAACUCGAGAGUACUGAUGAUAUUUCUAACUGGUUGUCUUCCGCCUAUAGUUAUUUGGCAAUGGCAGAUUACCCAUAUCCAGCUGACUUUUUAAUGCCAAUGCCUGCAAACCCAAUAAAGGAGGUAUGUAAAAAGAUUGACAACUGCCCUGAUGGUACUAGUAUCAUACAGCGCAUAGUCGAAGGAGUUAGUGUUUACUACAACUACACAGGAAAAGUCGAUUGCUUUGAUCUGGAUGACGAUCCUCAUGGUAUGAAUGGGUGGAACUGGCAGGCAUGCACUGAGAUGGUCAUGCCAACUUCUAGCAGCAAAGACGCUAGCAUGUUCCCAGCAUAUGAUUAUAACUAUACUUCCGAUGAAGAGUGGUGCUGGGAGAAUUACCGUGUCAAACCCAGGCCUACCUGGAUAAGCACUGAAUUUGGUGGGCAUGGAUUCAAGCAUACCCUGAAAAACUUUGGAAGUAACAUCAUCUUCUCAAAUGGGUUAUUAGAUCCUUGGAGUGGUGGCAGUGUUCUGGAAGAUAUAUCUGAAACCAUUGUAGCACUUGUUACAGAGAAAGGUGCCCAUCACUUAGAUCUGCGCCCGGCAACUGCAGAAGAUCCUGAUUGGCUGGUGGAGCAGAGAGCAGCUGAAGUCAAGUUGAUCCAAGGCUGGUUAGAUGAAUACUUUAAGAGAAAGAGAAAAGUUUUUGAUAUGUGAAAGUUCCUGAUCAACAAGGUACCUCUUCUGGAUUAGGAACUUGCAGUUGUCUAGUUUACCAUUGACUGUUGGCUCAAAUAUCUGAGGUAGUAUCUGUUUGAUGUUUCUAUUCUCCACGAGUUCUAGAAUGUAAAUAUCGCAGAAGAUUUGUUCCUGUCAGGUCAUUAGAGUUGGAUAAAUUGUUGGCACAGGGCCUUUUUUUAUGUUACUUGUUGCAAGCAUUCAACGCUCAAACCUUUGCUUCAACAUCCAUACAAAAGUCCACUAUGCAUAUACUGUAUAUCUACUUAAAUACUGUUAAGCGCAUAAAAUUGAUACA
Molecule: messenger RNA, 1944 nt
Organism: Sesamum indicum (sesame)
Lineage: Eukaryota; Viridiplantae; Streptophyta; Magnoliopsida; Lamiales; Pedaliaceae
Product: Serine carboxypeptidase S28 family protein
Biological process (GO): proteolysis
Cellular component (GO): vacuole
Molecular function (GO): dipeptidyl-peptidase activity; serine-type exopeptidase activity
Source: RefSeq, a predicted model, not a curated record